Molecule: messenger RNA, 8272 nt
Organism: Chrysemys picta bellii (western painted turtle)
Lineage: Eukaryota; Metazoa; Chordata; Testudines; Emydidae
Gene: RSF1
Product: remodeling and spacing factor 1
Biological process (GO): negative regulation of DNA-templated transcription
Cellular component (GO): RSF complex; chromatin
Molecular function (GO): histone binding
Source: RefSeq, a predicted model, not a curated record
UCGAGUAGGGCCGUUCUGGCCGGCGCUCCGCUGUUGCAUUGUGGGAUAGUGGCGCCGGGGAGCGGGGUCCUCCAAGCGCGGCUCGCCAGCGCCCCCCUCUCUUCCCUCCCCGUCUCCUUCUCCAUCCUCAGGUCCAAGAUGGCGGCGGUGGCGGCUCCUACGGCUCCAUCUCCGCCUCCCCCGCCCCCGUCGGGCCCGUGCUGCCCCGGCUCGUGGCCGAACUUCGCCGUGGUCUGCUCCUUCCUGGAGCGCUACGGGGCGCUGCUGGACCUGCCCGAGCUGCCCUUCCCCGAGCUGGAGCGCGUCCUGCAGCCGCCGCAGGAGCCCGGGGACCAGGUUCCAAAAGAGUUGGUAGAACUUCACUUGAAACUGAUGAGGAAGAUUGGGAAGUCUGUCACAGCAGACAGAUGGGAAAAAUACUUGAUCAAGAUAUGCCAAGAGUUCAACAGUACUUGGGCAUGGGAGAUGGAGAAGAAAGGAUACCUGGAAACGAGUGUUGAAUGCAAAUUGGGAAUUCUGAAGUACCUCUGUGAGUGUCAGUUUGACGACAAUCUAAAAUUUAAGAAUAUCAUUAAUGAAGAGGAUGCUGAUGCUAUGCGUCUCCAGCCAAUUGGUCGAGACAAGGAUGGUCUAAUGUAUUGGUACCAGCUGGAUCAAGAACAUAAUGUGAGAAUGUACGUAGAAGAACAGGAUGACCAGGAUGGGUCUUCUUGGAAAUGCAUUGUCAGAAACCGAAAUGAGCUAGCUGAGACGCUUGAGCUUUUGAAAGCACAAAUCGAUCCUGCACUGUUGAAAAAGAACAACCAGCAGGACAGCUCAUCACGUGAAAGCCCUAGCAUAGAAGAUGAAGAUAGCAAAAAGGAGGAAGAAAUAUCUCCACCAGGAAAUGAAUUAAAAAUAAAAGAGGAGGAGGAGAACAUGGAGGAACAGUCAAAGGAAUUGGAAAGCCUUCCUCCACCUACAGUUCCAGCAGAUGAAAACAUGAUGAAAAUGGAGAAAGUGGAAGAAAAGGAAAUUAUAAAACUGCCAGUCAUAGUAAAGCUAGAAAAACCUUCAGAAAACAGUGAGGAAAAGCAGAUUACCAAAGAAGAAAAUGAUUCCUUUAAAGAAAAUGUCAAGCCUGUUAAAGCAGAAGUGAAGGAAAAUAAAGUAGAACCAAAAGAUUUAAAAGACGUUAAAAGCAGCACAGAUAAAAUAACAGUACAUGAGCCUGAGAGAUUAGAGUUUUGUGUCAAUGUCAAAACCCCUCAAGAAGUUGUGGAGAAAUCUGCAGAAGAAAGUGAGAAACUUAAAAAUGACCAGCAGGCAAAGAUACCACUGAAAAAGCGAGAGAUCAAGCUGACAGAUGACUAUGACAGCCCAAUAAAGGGGUCCUUGUGUAAAUGUGUUACUCCAACAAAGGAUGUCUUGAAAGAGGAAGGAAAACCAGAGGAGGAGGGUUUUAGACGAGUGCCUACAAUCACUGCUUUAUGUCCUGAUGGGAAAUUGCUAGUAAAUGGAGAGGUUACCAGUGAAAAAGUCGCCCAAAAUGUCACCCAAAAUAAUAAGUCAGAACAUUCCAUUAGCACAAAGGAAGACAGCAGCAGCUCAUCGAAGGAGAAAAAUUGCAUAAGUGGGGGGAAAAUAUCAGACUCUUUAAACUCUGUUAGCAAAAUUGUGAAAACAUAUGAAGAUCAGAAAAAUGUGCCUACCGACAAAGAGGUAGCUGCUACGAUCUCUGAGGUUUCUAAUCAGAAAGUGCCUUUAAAGGAGGAAUCUAGUCUUAUGGAAAAAGAGUCCCUCGACAGUAUGACUUCUGAGGUGGCAAUGGAGGACUCGUGGAAAGCAGGAUACUGCCCCAAGAAACCUGAAGAGAAAUUAGCUUUGAAAACUAGGAAGGACAGACGACCACCACUCAAAGAAUGUUUAGAAAAGCUGGAAAAGUCCAUGAAGACAUCCACUCCUAAGGAGCCAUCCAAGCUUGAUCUAACAGAUGAAGAGGGUUUGAAAAGUAAAAAUGAACUGGAGAAGAAAUCUGACUCUCCAAAAGCAGCUGAAACACCUCCAUCAUCUAUUCCUCCUGUUCCUUCCGAGAAAUCUGCUUUAGAAAAAGAGGGCUCAGAUUCCAAAAACAUACUUCCUGAUGAAAGCAAAGUUCAGGAAGGAUCAGAUUCAGAAAAACAAAAGGAGGAAUUCGAAGUUCCCCGGACAGAACCAGACAAACAAGAUAAUGCCCAAACCUCUAAUAUAGAGGAGUCUUCAGAGACUAAAAAGGAAUCUCCAGUACAAAAAAGCAAAUUUAAAUAUAAACUGGUUUCUGAAGAGAACAUCUGUGUAACAGAUAACAAGGAAAUAACCUCCGAGAGGCAGAAGGAAGGGAUCAAGUUAACCAUCAGGAUCUCCAGUAGAAAGAAAAAGCCUGAUCCACCUCCGAAGACUCAGGACACCGAGCAGAAGGAAGAGGAAGAAGUCAAUGUUGGUCGCACUUUAAGGAGGUCUCCAAGAAUAUCUAAACCUACUCCAAAAGUGGUGGAGACUCGGGAUCAGAAAACUGACAAAAAACGAGGUGAAGAAGAGGAGGAGAAAUUGGCAGCGCUGCAAAAGCAAGACCGAAGAGAGGAUGUGAAAAAACAAGAGAAGGAGUCCAAUUCUAAAGUGAGCAAGGUCACACAGAGAAGCAAAGUGCGGUGGACAGGAACUCGAACUCGUGGCAGGUGGAGAUAUUCAAGUAAUGAAGACAGUGAGGAGUCUGAGACCGAAGAAAACUCUGAGGAGGAAUCUGAGGGGGGAGAGGAAGAAGAGGAACCUGCACCUGCUGAUGAUGAUGAACCAUGCAAGAAGUGUGGCCUUCCCAAUCACCCUGAGCUAAUUCUGUUGUGUGACUCUUGUGACAGUGGAUACCACACAGCCUGCCUUCGACCCCCAUUGAUGAUAAUCCCAGAUGGAGAGUGGUUCUGCCCACCUUGCCAACAUAAAUUACUCUGUGAGAAGUUAGAAGAACAAUUGCAAGAUCUGGAUGUUGUCUUGAAAAAGAAGGAGCGGGCAGAGCGAAGGAAAGAGCGAUUGGUGUAUGUGGGUAUCAGUAUUGAGAACAUCAUCCCACCACAAGAGCCAGAAAUACCAGAAAGUCAGGAAGAAAAAAAGAAAGAUUCCAAAAAGUCAAAAUCAAAACGGCUUGAAAGGAGGUCUACUAGAACACGGAAAUGCAUAAGUUACAGAUUUGAUGAAUUUGAUGAGGCAAUUGAUGAAGCAAUAGAAGAUGAUAUCAAGGAGGCCGAUGGAGGAGGUGGUGGCAGAGGCAAAGACAUGUCUAAUAUCACAGGUCACCGAGGAAAAGACAUUUCCACCAUCCUAGAGGAAGAAAGGAAAGAAAAUAAGCGGCCACAAAGGGCCGCUGCAGCACGUCGCAAGAAACGACGGCGACUGAACGACCUCGAUAGUGAUAGUAACCUGGAUGAGGAAGAGAGUGAGGAUGAGUUCAGGAUCAGCGAUGGAUCUCAGGACGAGUUUGUUGUAUCAGAGGAAAACCCAGAUGAAAGUGAAGAUGAUCAGCUGUCAAACGAAGACAGCGAUACAGAAUUCUGUGCCCGUAGACCCAGGCGACACCACUCCAGGCCAAUGAGACAAAGCAGGCGGUUACGAAGAAAAACAGUCAAGAAAAAAUAUUCAGAGGAUGAUGAAGAGGAAGACUCUGAGGACAAUUUAAGUAGGGAGUCUGAAAGUGGUGAUUACACAGAUUACAGUGAUGAUGAUUACCUGGAAACUAGGCGGAGAAGAUCAAGGCGGAAUCAGAAGAGACAAGUUAACUAUAAGGAGGAUUCAGAAAGCGAUGGCUCACAGAAAAGUGUUCGAUACGGAAAGGAGCUAAGACGACUUCAUAAACGCAGGCUUCCCAGUUCAGACAGUGAAGAGAGCUACAUGUCCAAGAACUCUGAAGAUGAUGAACCAGCAAAGGAAUCAAAGCAGUCUAUUCGAAAACGUAGCCGAAGUACAGACGAAUACUCAGAAGAAGAAGAAGAGGAUGGGGAUGAACCAGAGGAGGGGAGACCUGUCCGCAAACGGCUGAAUCGAAUUGAAACAGAUGAUGAAGAUAACUGCGACAAUGCGAACAAAGAUGCAGAAAAGCCUGCACCUGCAAAUAAGCCGUCAGCACCUCAUGCUCCUCAUGACAGCACCAAGAAGCCCUGCUACCGGAUAGAAAGUGAUGAUGAAGAUGACUUUGAUAAUGUAGGGAAAGUAGAAAGCCCGUUGGACUACAGCCUAGUGGACUUGCCUUCCACCAAUGGACAGAGCCCAGGUAAAACUAUUGAAACCUUGAUUGGCAAACCAAGUGAGAAGACUCAAGCCCCCAAGGACAGCACAGCCAAUGCCAACCUGGCACCCAAUGGGACGGGGGGUGGGCAGGAGGUAGUAGGGCCAGAGGAAGAGGAGGAUGAACUUUUGAGAGUGACUGACCUUGUUGAUUACGUCUGUAACAGUGAACAGUUAUAAGACUUUCUUCCAUUUUUGUGCUAAUUUAUUCCACGGUAGCUCAUACCAGCGGGCCAGUUAUUAAAAGCUGUUUUAUUUUUCCUAGAAGACUGUCCACUACAGUAUCACUUUUUAGAAGCAAGAAUUUCACCAGUUCUGCAGUCUUUCUGUGAAGUGACCAGUUUUGAACUUUGAAGAUAAAUUGCUGUAAAUUCCCUCUUAAUUUUUUUCUCUCCUUCCAAGUCCAUGGUCCUGGGUAAUUUCAUUCACAAAAACCUUAUAACAACAAGAGAUUUGUAUAUUUUUGACUUUAUAUUUCCUGAAAGCAUACAAAUUUGUUGAAAUGUGUGGCCUAUGAAAGCAUUCCAAAUCAGUCAGGGCCCAAAACGUAACUGGGGCAGGGGGCAGUGGGAGGCGGGAAUGGGGGCGUGUGUGCAGAAGCACUUGUGCUUUAGCUUUUUCAUAUGAGAUAUAUAUUAUAUUUAAAUGUUCACAACUUAGAUGACAAUUUAACAGACCGUUUAAAAAUUAAUGUCUCUACUGUUGCAUUUUGUGAGUUGUAGGUUAACAUACAUAGCUCAUUUUAGUAAUCACCUUCAUGAAAGCAGCUUGAUUUAAGAUUGGAGAUAACCACAGUAAAUAAAGAGGCCAAGAAAGUACAAUAAACAAGAACUCUAGUAUCCAUUUUGACUUGCAGAAUUUCCUGAUAAACAUCCUUUAAAGUGUUUGUACAGUAAAGUGUACUGUAAUGAAGUUUUGACGGUCGAAACAUGCUAGCAAUGAAUUUAUAAAACAGUUUUUCCAUGCAUAUUUCAUCAGAUGGCCUUUAAUGUACAGUAUCUGGUGGGAGGGAAUCUGUGUGAAGUUAGUUUGUAAAUGGGAUGAUACCAUGUGAGUGCUGUAAACUUUUUCAGAUGCCAGAACCACUGUAUAAAGUAACUGGCCGUUUGAGUUUUAAACCAUCUAUCAGAGUAUUUUGAAAGGAAUACGUUUGUACAUACUGCAUUGAUCACAGGAUUACAGCGCAUCUGAUGAUGGAGGGAUUUUCAAAUAAACCUUGACUGGUCCAUUCAUGCCCCUAAUAUCUACUUCAAAUUGAAGUAAACAAAUGGAGCAGUUUUCCUUUUGGAGGUUUUCUGUUUUGGAUUUGUGUGUUUGUUUUGAUUUACUUAUCUGCCUGGAUGUACUAGCAGGUUUUGAAUGUAGUGUUGGCCUUUGGCCAUUAGAAUUUUCUUAAAAUACAUUUUAAUAGUUGUCAUGUGACCAACUGAUUUCAAGAAGGCAGUAUUUCUGGGAGAAAAUGCUUGACUCCAAGACAAUAUCUCAUCACUUUGAGUGGCAUGUACGUUAGCUCAAGUAUACAGAUUUUUUUUUAACAGUUUAUUUGGCACAUAAUAGACAGUGAAGCUGAAGUUUGUUUUGGAUAGCACUCAGUUUUCUCUUGGCUCUUAAUUAAGAUGCAGGCUGUAAAGUUUAUACAUGUUGUAGCCCACAGCUAAAACAUAGCUGCCAAAUGUUGAAAUCUGAUAAGGUCACAUCUAUUAAACCUUUUGCGCUGAGAUUUGGAUUCCCCCUCCCCCUCCCGGUGUUAUGUCCAUUGCCGGCAAUGGAUGCACUAAAUUUGCUGCUGGCACCAAGGAGUGAUUUCUCCUUCCUACUGCCACCCCCACCUCCUCAAUGUCGUAUUGACUAGUCAGUCAGUAGUUAAGCACUUCUAUUUCAUUGUAAUAAAGCUGGCAUUAGGCCUUUACUAAAUACCUCUCUAGAAAACCUAGAUCCAAAAAUACCUACCUUCUAGCCUUGAAAAUCCUUGUUUUUGUUUUUCCCCUCUGUCCAUGUUAGUUCUGUAGAACCGACUGCAUUAAUGUUAUUUCAUUGGGAUUCUAGCAGUUCAUACAUCCUCAUGUAUAAAACUAAAACCAUCAAAGAUGCAAAAGGUUAGGACCCACUCAUCGUUUGCUAUGGUAAGCAAGGUUUGUGACUUAAGAAAAUGAGAAUUCACUUUUUCUUUCCAAAUAAGUUUAUUCCAUCUGAAUUUUUAAACAAAUAAUUAUUUCCACCAUGUCAAUUGAUAGUUAACAGGUUUCAUUAACAGAUGUUUAAACAGGGUAGUGCGAAAAGCCACAGAAGGUUAGAAAGUGUUCUUAAAAGCAUCUGUAGCAUUUUAAGCUACUAUUCAGUAUAUUCUGCUGCCUUUUUUUUUUUUUUGCUUAGGUGAUGCAACAAUGUAGUGCUGCUACAUUUCUAAUACACUUGUGUUUAAAAUGAUCAGUGACGUGGCUCCCAUUUUUCAAUGUUAGUAACUGUGCAUUUUUAGUAUUUGCAGUGCAAACUGUCUGAUUCACAUAUGCAAUACUCUGCGCAGCCAAGACUUCUGUUGUGUUUAGGCGGUGCCAUAACCCUUUUGUUCUCUGACUUAGCCUUUUAGUAUCUGAUCAGUGCUGUAGCAGACAUUCUUGCUGUAGCAUUAACUCUGAAUUAUAGACAUCUCGUGGGCAACUAAUUUCAAUGUAAGAAAAAUACAAAAGAGUUGGAAGUAUUGGAUACACCAACCAGAGAAAAAAAAUCAAAUAUUGUGUUUGAAUUGUGGGAAUGAUGUAAAAGCAGACAAUAUCAUAAAGUUCAGUCGGAACACUGGAACAGAGGAUCCAGUCGUUUUCCAGGUACUGUCAGUUCCAUAAAUAUAUACAUGAUUUUGAUGCUGCUAUGCAGCUUUACUUCCUGUAUGUCAGUUUUGUAGAUUGACCUUCUAUUUGAUUAAGAAAAAGUUCUCCCUGAUGUUAAUGUGAUCCCAAAGAGUCCAAGCCUAAAACCCUUACACAGGCAAAGCUCCCUUUUAUAUCAAUGGGAAUCCUAUCUGAGUAAAGACUGCAACAUUUGGCUCAAAGACAGGGUUUACAUUUUCAGCCCUCUCCCAAUCCCCAGUUUUGAAGAUUUUCUGCUUGAUGGAAAAUGUAUAGUAUCUUAUUUGGGAAAUGGCACUUCCUGAUAAGAGCACAAGUGACCCCUAGUCAGAUGGUAAGAAUAUUUUCGUUAGUUCACACUAUGGAAAUGUCUUCCAGUUGAUUUGGUGUCAUUCGCAGAUUGUGUUCUACUGUAAUCUUGGUAAGGAAUGAAGUGCAAUGUUUUUGGAUUAUGUUAAUGUCCACAGGGAAUACUAAUCUUCAGCUGUUGCUUAAGUUAAUAAGCAAAAGACCAAAUCAUUUUAGAAACACAAUGGAGACUUGCCUUGGGUUAUUUAAUGGAAUAGUUCCAACUGGAAAAGAAUAAGCAGAUAUCAAUCCUAUAUGUAAGGAUUUGAUUGCACAAACAGCUAUCCAUCAGGUUGUGACUAAAAGUUGCUAUGUUGCAGAUUUUUAAAUUGAACAUUAUUUAGUGCAGAACUGACUGGGGAAAAAAGUUAAUGAAGUGCAGUUUAGGUUUUAAGCCGCAUUGGAGAGGGGAAGAAGCUACAAACUGAGAGAAUUAAAGGAGGGAUGGAACUUUCUAAUCCAUUUCACAAAGAGAAGAGUGAUAUUUGCUGGCUUGAAAACCACUUGUAUGAGCAUUGGUGUCAAAAAUGUACAGUAAAUUCACUUCACGCUAGAUGGAUGUGAUGAAUUACAUUAACAAAGCCCGUAAUAUAGUAAGAACUUCACCAUGGCUAUUUUUGUCAUCUUUGAUUCUUCUAAAUGAGUGUAUUCCUGGUUUUAAAAAACAAAUGUAGACACAGUGUAUGUCUCUUUGUUUAAUUAUGAGUACAGGAAGAUCAAUAUUAAACAAUGAACUCUUUGAGUAUUUGAUAGUUGAUUCAGAGUUAUGCACAUUAAAUUACGUGAACACA